AUGCACAAAAAAAAGAGAUUUCAGAGUACACAACUACAUACAAAUGACCUUGAGCUAUUACAGCCAGCUAAGGAAAAGCAAAAUUGUACUGUAGCAGAUGAAACACAUGAAAUGAAAAUGGCAAAUGUGAUUCAGUCUUUCCAUGAUAGCAUUAACUGUGGCCCUGAAUAUAUAUGUACAUGCUGUGAUCAGUUGUGGUAUCGAUCAUCGGUUACAAAGUGUGAUGCUAAUAAAUACACAAAGUGCACCAAAAAUCUACUUGAUGCAUGUAUAACUGGUAAAACUAGGGUAGACAAAACUGAAUGGGUUUGCUCAACCUGCCAUUCAAACCUAAGUGAUGGAAAGUUACCAGUCUGUCCUAAGGCUAACAAAAUGGGAUUUCCUGUGAAACCAGAAUGCUUAAACUUGACACCUUUAGAAGAAAGAUUAAUAUCCCCACGUAUCCCGCUUAUGCAAAUAUGUGAACUCCCUUGA
Pocillopora meandrina is the source of this 474-nucleotide messenger RNA. The record is from the annotation of a GenBank genome assembly. NCBI's taxonomy places the organism in Eukaryota, Metazoa, Cnidaria, Anthozoa, Scleractinia, Pocilloporidae.